AUGUCACUUUUUCAAACAGCUGAUAAGAAUUCUUCAAAAUCGGUGGGCAGCGAUGCACCCUGUGUUGUGAAAGUGGAACCCAGUGACAAUGGACCUCUCUUUACUGAAUUAAAGUUCUACCAGCGAGCUGCCAAACCAGAGCAAAUUCAGAAAUGGAUUCGCACCCAUAAACUGAAGUACCUGGGUGUCCCUAAGUAUUGGGGGUCUGGUCUACAUGAUAAAAAUGGAAAAAGUUACAGGUUUAUGGUAAUAGAUCGCUUUGGGAGUGACCUUCAGAAAAUAUAUGAAGCAAAUGCCAAAAGGUUUUCUCGGAAAACUGUCUUGCAGCUAAGCUUAAGAAUUCUGGAUAUUCUGGAAUAUAUUCACGAGCAUGAGUAUGUACACGGAGAUAUAAAGGCCUCAAAUCUUCUUCUGAGCUGCAAGAAUCCUGACCAGGUGUACUUGGUAGAUUAUGGCCUUGCUUAUCGAUACUGCCCAGAGGGAGUCCAUAAAGAGUACAAAGAAGACCCCAGAAGAUGUCACGAUGGCACUCUUGAAUUCACCAGCAUCGACGCACACAAUGGUGUGGCCCCAUCGAGGCGUGGUGACUUGGAAAUACUUGGAUAUUGUAUGAUCCAGUGGCUUAGUGGCCAUCUUCCGUGGGAGGACAAUUUGAAAGAUCCCAAAUAUGUUAGAGAUUCCAAAAUGAGAUACAGAGAAAAUAUUGCAGGCUUGAUGGACAAGUGUUUUCCUGAGAAAAACAAGCCAGAUGAAAUUGCUAAAUACAUGGAAAUAGUGAAAUUAUUGGACUAUGUUGAAAAACCUCGUUAUCAAAAUUUACGAGAUAUUCUUUUGCAAGGAUUAAAAUCUAUAGGAAGUAAGGAUGACGGCAAACUGGAACUCGGCGUUGUGGAGAAUGGAGGUUUGAAAGCAAAAACUGUAACAAAGAAGCGAAAGAGAGAAACUGAGAAAAGCACAGAAUCCAGUGUUGAAGCCAUGGAAUGCUCUGACGAUGCACAGACAGAAGCAGGUGUACAAACCCGAAGUGAGGAGUUCCAAGGAGCAGUGCAUGGAAGCGUGUCUCAGCCAGAGGCUAGCAGCAGCGGCUACGACAGUUCAAAAACCAGAAAGAGAGUCCAGAAGUAAAUCAGAUGCUGUGAACCAGUUUUUCUUUUCGUCCUUUCAUUUGAUUUUUUUCUUCUCUUUCUAUUUUGUUUUCAUGUGAGUCUUGUUGGUGGGGGUACUAGUGAAAUACCUGUCUUUGAAAAACAAACUUUUUUAUUAAAAUAAAUGCUUUGUACAAUUUAUUAAAAGCUAAUUUAUGAAAUUACAAAAUCUUUAGGUUAUACUCUUUAAGCUAUCCCAUGCUGUAUGUGACAGGUUCUGGAGUACUUAUAAGAAAAAUCACUAUGAUGUGCACCUUCUGAUGGUUGUAUAUUUCCCAGAGUAUACAAAAGGACAAACUUCUUACUUUUAAGAAAAUACAAAACUUAAAAUAAAGGGCUCUUGUGGCCAUAAGAUUUGGUUUGUAUUGAUUUUGUUCAGUUCCACAAGCAUUUCUUAAGCACCUGUUGUAUGAAAUGAGAGAUACAAAGAAGGGGGAAAGGAUGUGGAAGAAAACAUGAAGCCGUAAGUACAUCUGUGAGAGAGAAAAUAUACAUGUUUGAAGUUAGAUUAUGUAAGAAUUAUGUAAGCAUGCAAGCUGGAAGAAAGCAUGAUAAAGUAUCAAGUGGUGGCAUGGUCAAAGAUUUUAUAGACUGGCUUCCUUUAAGGAAAUCCUGUGAAACACACACACACACUCACACAUUCUGGAGGUGCCAAAAGAAUGU
Messenger RNA from Hipposideros armiger (great roundleaf bat), 1808 nucleotides. RefSeq names its product VRK serine/threonine kinase 1 (gene VRK1). The record is from RefSeq and is a predicted model, not a curated record. The transcript has 12 exons. NCBI's taxonomy places the organism in Eukaryota, Metazoa, Chordata, Mammalia, Chiroptera, Hipposideridae. Gene Ontology annotation, molecular function: ATP binding; protein kinase activity. Gene Ontology annotation, biological process: protein phosphorylation. The coding region runs from base 1 to 1125 and encodes 374 amino acids.